Hibiscus syriacus is the source of this 940-nucleotide messenger RNA. Its product is annotated as alpha/beta hydrolase domain-containing protein 17B-like. The coding region runs from base 68 to 940 and encodes 290 amino acids. The record is from RefSeq and is a predicted model, not a curated record. The transcript is spliced from 5 exons. NCBI's taxonomy places the organism in Eukaryota, Viridiplantae, Streptophyta, Magnoliopsida, Malvales, Malvaceae.
ACUUUAAGGUGGCGGGAAAAGAAGAGAGAUUUUGUUAUCCCUUUGGUGGUGUCUGGUGUAUUGUAAAAUGGGGAACGUGACGUCGAGCAUGGCUUCGAAGCUCGCCUUUUUCCCACCAGACCCACCAACGUACGGUGUUUACAUGGAGAAAGAUGGGCUGCUGGCUUUAACCGGGGUGAUUCCCGACAAGAACAUGAAUGUCCAUCUGCUUGAUACCAAAGGCGGUAAUAAAAUCGCUGCCACCUUCUGGAAACACCCUUAUGCCAGGCUCACCCUCUUGUAUUCCCAUGGCAAUGCUGCUGAUUUAGGCCAAAUGCAUGACCUCUUCAAUGAACUCCGAGCCUACCUCCGUGUCAAUAUUAUGAGCUAUGAUUACUCAGGUUAUGGAGCAUCAUCUGGCAAGCCAUCCGAACUGAACACGUAUUACGACAUAGAAGCCGUAUGCAAUUGUUUGAAGAAAGAAUAUGGGGUUAAACAGGAAGAACUGAUAUUGUACGGCCAAUCUGUUGGAAGUGGACCGACUCUACAUUUGGUCCCUCAUUUACAGAAACUAAGAGGAGUUGUUCUUCAUAGUCCCAUCCUUUCCGGCGUUCGGGUCCUAUAUCCGGUCAAGACGACCUUCUGGUUCGAUAUCUUCAAAAAUAUAGACAAAAUCCAGCGUGUUAACUGCCCAGUUUUUGUUAUACAUGGCACGAAUGAUGACACAGUGAAUUGGUCUCAUGGGAAGCGAUUAUGGGAACUUUCAAAGGAAAAAUACGAUCCUUUAUGGAUCAAAGGUGGAGGCCACUGCGACCUGGAAACUUUCCCCGAGUACAUUGAGAAUCUACGCAAAUUCAUCAAUAAUAUGGAGAAGAUUUCGAUUACACAACCAGAUAAACAACUUACUUACAGCCCCAGUUUUACAGACUUUAAAAGCAAUAAAUCCUUGAGAUUUAAGUAA